Molecule: messenger RNA, 1861 nt
Organism: Thunnus maccoyii (southern bluefin tuna)
Lineage: Eukaryota; Metazoa; Chordata; Actinopteri; Scombriformes; Scombridae
Product: DELTA-sagatoxin-Srs1a-like
Exons: 3
Coding region: 1-537 (178 amino acids)
Biological process (GO): monoatomic cation transport; pore complex assembly; cytolysis in another organism
Cellular component (GO): pore complex
Molecular function (GO): channel activity
Source: RefSeq, a predicted model, not a curated record
AUGUCCGAAAAUCAGGUUGAAGACAUCAUGGGAAACACUCAUCGCCAGUGCAGCAUUGAGGUUGAGAAUAAGACCUCUAAGUACAUCCUGUGUAACCCAUGUUGGUACACUUACAGUGGAUUCUGUAAAACACCUUUUCCACCAACGCUUGACCCCUCUAAAUCUGGCAGCGCUCUGUUCAUCAAGACUCCUCAGACAGCCUCUGGAUCUGUUGGAGUCUUCACCUACGAUCUCCUGAAUGGAUCCACAAAUCAAAACAAUGGAAAAAUAGCUGUCAUGUUCUCUAAUCCUUUUGAUUUCAACCUGUACUCUAACUCGUAUGCAGUGGGAGUCUUUGACAUGGCCAAAAAAUGUGAUUGUGGUCUUUAUAAGGAGAUGUAUUACGAUGCAGAGAGAAAGUUUGUCAGAGGUAAAGCUGCAGACGGCAGUCUGACUCAUGAAAGUAAACUUAAUACCAUCACAGCCACCAUGUCAGACAGUUACCAACCUGACAUCAAGGUGCAAGUUCUCAAAAUUCCCCGAGAUGCCUUUGAAUAGGCAUAGCGGGGCUUUUAAAUGUAAAAUAACCAGUUAAACAAAGACUUAAUAUGUUUUAGAAAGUGUGUCCUGAUUUAGUUCCAAAGCUGUCAGAGUGCACGUUAUUUUAAACCACAGAGCGCCGAACAGAACAUGAAGACAAUCAGCAACGUUGUUGAGAUGAUGAACUGUGACGUUACGUAAUGUUUGUUUAUUCUUUAUACUUUUGAUAAAAUGUGCAUUAAAUGGGUAUUUAAAUGUUCUUACAUUAUAAAUUUGGCUGCAACAUAGAACUCAGGUGUUUCUCAUCAUUUGAAAACAUUAACACACAUAUAAUCUGUAACUGGGAUUAUAACUCACUGGAAAUCAUCCAAAAUUCCCCCGAAACAUUUCCUACCUGCUGCAAACCUGUCGGGCCUGAUUCUGUCUGCUCUCAAGACUUAUCUUCUAGUUUAUUCUCACCUUUUUCUCCAUGCACUCGAUCAAUCAAUCUAUCAAUCAGUCAAUCAAUCCCAGUUGGCCCAGUACGACAGAAAGUGUAGUUUAAAUCAAAUAAAUGAAUCUACUCAAAUGUUGAUAUCAUCAAACACAUUUUAUUUUUUACUGAACUGAUAUUUUAAAUCUAAAAACUUAAAAACAUGCUGCAGUGACUGGUUCAAUACUGGUUAACUGACUGUCACCAUUCCCACUCUUUCCAAAUGGUUCAGGUCCUUCUGUGUCUGUGACUAUCUCUACAUGUACAAUGUGCCUGUUCUCAGUCACUCAGUCUGUAAGACAAAUAAAAUCUGAACAUGAACGACAUGGUCUGAAGUGUGUUUGUUAAAUUGACAAAAUGCAAAUUCAACAUCAAUGCCAAAUGUACAAACUAAGCUAACUAUGGAACAAACAUAUGAUAGUGGUCAGUGUUAAAUUAAAAAGAGAAAACAUGAAAUAGACAGUCGCAUGAAUAAAAUUAGUAAAAUAUAUGACUGAACAAGCAAACAAUUUAGUGAAAUAAUUGAGGAAAGUAUUAAAACUCAUCUCAUUGUUAUGAAAUCUUCAUAAUUUCAUCUUUUAUUUUCAUAUAUAGUUCAUAACAUAGUUUUAUUUACACAAGCUGGACUCUCGAAGGCGUGGACCUAUCCAGACAUUUCUCCAUCAGUUUUGAUAAACUUUUCUGAACUUUUUGUGAAUAAUUGGACAAUUAUGACUAUGAGUCACUCAUCAGAGUAGGGAAAUGGUCAAUUCGCCACUUUGGAAACUCUCCUCCUGCUGACUGUGCUAUUUGGCUGGGAGAGGUUUUCAAAUGUAAACAUCAAGGCAAGUUUAUUUGUACAGCACAUUUCAACAACAAGGCAAUUCAAAG